Messenger RNA from Musca vetustissima, 1024 nucleotides. Its product is annotated as acyl-CoA Delta-9 desaturase-like. Bases 1 to 1023 code for a protein of 340 amino acids. Lineage: Eukaryota; Metazoa; Arthropoda; Insecta; Diptera; Muscidae. Gene Ontology annotation, biological process: unsaturated fatty acid biosynthetic process. The record is from RefSeq and is a predicted model, not a curated record. Gene Ontology annotation, molecular function: iron ion binding; stearoyl-CoA 9-desaturase activity. The transcript is spliced from 4 exons. Gene Ontology annotation, cellular component: endoplasmic reticulum membrane.
AUGGAAACACAGAAAACAGCGACUACUGGUGGUGCAACAGCAACAGCACAAGAGGUGGAGACCAAAUCAUUUAAACGUGAGGCCAGUUGGCCAUCGGUAUUAUUUUUUAUACAUUUGCAUAUUUUGGGUCUAUAUGGUAUUUUUGUUACACUGACCAGUGCCUCAUGGCUGACCAUUGUAUUCACAUUGACAUUAACAGUAUUGGGUAUUUUGGGAGCAACAGCUGGUGCCCACAGGCUGUGGGCACAUGGCACAUAUAAGGCCACCAAUGGUCUGAAAAUUUUCCUUAUGCUGUGUCAAACAAUUGCUGGUCAGGGUUCCAUCUACAAUUGGGUGCGUGCUCAUCGCUUACACCAUCAGUACUUCCGUAAGCCCGAGGAUCCAUACUAUAGCAACAAAAACUUUAUGUCAGCCCAUGUCUAUACACAGCUCUUGAGUUAUAGCAGUGAACAGGAAGAGUUGCUGAAUAAAGUGGAUAUGACAGAUUUGGAACAGGAUAAAGUUGUUAUGUUCCAAAAGAGAUUCUAUUGGCUAUUGUUUGUCGUAUUGCACGUUCUACUGCCUGUCAAUGCACCAUUGGAAUAUUGGGGAGACUCUUUGACCGCCUCCAUUGUUGUGGCCUUCUCCCUCCGUUAUAUGGUUGUCCUGAAUAUCUGCUGGCUAAUUAACUCCGCCCACUUUGUUUGGGGCCUGGACAAAAGUUUCAAACCUUCCGAUUCAAAUAGUGUCUUCUUCAUCACGAAAAGCUAUUGGCCACAAUAUCAUUAUAUGCUUCCCAAUGAUUAUCAAAGUGGUGAAUUUGGUGAUUAUGCAAGUGGCUUCACCACAGCCAUGAUUCGGGUAUUUGCUGCUCUGGAUAUGGCCAGUGAUUUGAAGACGAUUAGCUCAACAGCUGUGCGUAAUGGUCUCACCGAAGCUGUGGAAACUGGUCGGGCAAUUGUCGAUUGCAUUAAUGAACAGGCGGAAAAGGAGCAAGCAGAAUUGCCGAAAAAUCAUUUCUUAAAUCGCAAUAAAUUUAUGUGAA